Lentinula edodes (shiitake mushroom) is the source of this 2434-nucleotide messenger RNA. RefSeq lists its product as uncharacterized. The coding region runs from base 173 to 2305 and encodes 710 amino acids. Gene Ontology annotation, molecular function: protein binding. The record is from RefSeq and is a predicted model, not a curated record. The transcript has 10 exons. Lineage: Eukaryota; Fungi; Basidiomycota; Agaricomycetes; Agaricales; Omphalotaceae.
UACCACUGUAAGUGAUAUUUCGAUAUUGUCUGCCCGGCAUUGAGCGAGUCCCGAAGAACUUCAAAGUUCACGGUGUGUUCGGCCCGAUGGAUAGGACACGCGUGAGUCAAUAGCUCACGUGCUCAUUAUUAUCCCGAAUGUUCUGCGCCAUUGUUACUUCACCUUACACCAAAUGACGCGCCGUUCUUUGCGAAUCGCCAAAAAAUUGUCUGUCACCACGAGAGAGUCUACAGCCCAGGCUGGUGCGUCUCGUAUACCGAGUGAAAAUGCAGACCAUCCUCUUAGCCAGGUCGCGCGACCUGCACAUUCGAAUCGCAAGCGUCCAAAAUUCAACAACGAUGGUCCUGAAAAUAGUGAUGAUGAUGAUAAUUAUCGAAAUGAGAGCAAUUACACUCAAUUCAAACGCAACAAGAGGAGGAGGACCAAAAUGCCGGACGAGUUUCGGGGGGUACGAGGAAAACUAGGUCUUCUUGAAAAGCUUGCGAGAGAUGUCCCUCUUGACAUUAUGUUCGAGAUCUUUUGCUAUCUAGAGCCAAAUGAUUUAAUUAAUCUAGCUCGCACAACUCGCGACCUUCGAGGCAUUCUCAUGAGCAAAUCCUCCGAAUUGAUCUGGCGCACUGCUCGCUCGAAUCUAGAUGGUCUUCCACCUUUACCGAAGGAUCUCAGUGAGCCUCAAUAUGCAGACCUUCUCUUUUGCACGCACUGCUAUUUUUGCUCAAAGAAGGGAGCCUGUGAACCUCCAUUCUGGUCUUUCCGAACGCGAUGUUGCAGAGCAUGCGCAGUUCAAACAUUUCCUCAAUUGUACAAUCUAAAACGAACCCAACCUCGCGACUAUCGAGACGCAAAAAUUCUCCCACGCGAAGUCAUCUCCCCAGUUACUAGAAUAGGUCGGAAAUCCACUACUGUAAGACAUAUAGGCCACCUCGCUUUGGCCCAACGCUUGCGGGCAGAAUACGACGCACUCUCGAAGGAGGAAGACAUUGAUAUCUGGAUUGCGCUCAAAAUGGAAGAGCAGGAAGCGGUGCGAGAGCAUGGUCGUCUGUGCCAAGAGUGGUAUGUCACCAUGCUCGAAAACCGUCAGGAGGAACUGCUCGAAGAAAGAAAACAAAUGAUAUUCAAAAAGCUGGAGGAGAUUGGGUUGCGAGAAGAAGUAGAUAUUAUGAUCAACUCUCCGCAAUCUCACCUCUUCCUUCGGCACGAUUCAGUUAACCAAUCCAAGCAACUGACGGAGCAGGCCUGGAGGAAAAUCGAACCAGAUCUCGUGAAAGUACUUUCAGAUCAUCGGCAGCGUCGGAUCGUUGAAGAAACUAAGGUUUCAGCACGUCAACGCUACGUGCUGCUUGAAAAAGUAUACAACAGCUUUACAUCGGGCGCCGAUCUUCGAGACCCAUUUCCCCUUGUGGGUGAUAUCCUGAACCAUCAAUUUUUUGAAGAUUUAAUUUGGGACACCCCUCGCGAAACGAUCUUGACGAAAGAAUUUUUCUCAUCUCAACUUGCCCAGUUCCUGCCUACGUUCAUCCAGCAUUGGAGACCGGCCAAAAUACUGGAACUGGUCAGCAUAAUGGAGAAAAACAUACCCGGAUUCAAGACAUCGGAUCUGUAUCUCGCAACCACAGUUUUUGACUGCGAACGAUGCCGCAGGAAAUUGCACUUUCCUGAGAUGUUCUAUCAUGAAUGCUGCCUGGAGCCGCGUCUCUCAAGAAACUCCCGUAUAAGGGUUUAUAUUCAGUUCUUCGACCACGAUGACCCAAAGGGGCCAUGGAAUUCUUCGCAACUUUUAUUCGACAAACCAGCUUCUGAAACUAUGAAAGCUAUAGUCGAAGUAUGCAACCUUGAUCCAAGGACUACAACUACUCAGGAUCUAUAUGCUGCGAACCCGCUUGCCGAAUGUUCGACAUGCGACCAGAGCAACCAUUGGCGAAAUAGUGGUCGACUUUUUAUGCGAUUCAAAGAAUUGCUGGUGCACAAAUUUACCGAAUUCUAUCCUAUAAAACCCUACGAGUAUACUGUAAAUUCAUUCGGUGAAGAGAUAGAAGCAAUCGUCAAACGUGAACCCUUCAAUCUGAGCUUUCUCAAGUGUAUGCAUUGUCAUGAUCAAGUGGGAAAUAAAGCCAGGAAUAUUUGCAAGCACUUGGAAGAAAGCCAUGGAAUAAUGUUUGACAAAUCGUCUGAAAGUCGAUACUAUCCACCUAAUCAAACACUUCAGUUGUUCCAAGACCACUGGUAUUGGAAUCCUCGCGUUGCUAUCCCGUACCGCAUUACUUACCCAAAUUUUCGAUACAAGCGACCAGCCACCAUUCUUUAGAUGAUAACUACAUACAUUGCAGCAAACACUACUUAGGUGGGUAUGGCAGAAAGCACAGGGUUGAUAAAAUAUGAACUACGUAGUGCGGUCAACGUGUAGUAAGCAGUAUGAGGAACUAUUGUAAAGUUU